Molecule: messenger RNA, 657 nt
Organism: Closterium sp. NIES-65
Lineage: Eukaryota; Viridiplantae; Streptophyta; Zygnematophyceae; Desmidiales; Closteriaceae
Source: the annotation of a GenBank genome assembly
AUGGACUGCGUUGUGAUUGGGCCAGGCCUGGGCAGGGACUCGCUGCUGCAGGAGUGUGUGGCUGACAUCAUGUCUGCCGCCCGGCAAGCACGCAUCCCCAUGGUGAUCGAUGCGGACGGCCUGCACCUGGUGUCUAACCAGCCGCACCUCAUCGCCGGCUACCCUCUCGCCAUUCUCACACCCAACGUCAAUGAUCUUGGAAGGGUCACAAUAGUGCAGAAGGGAGCAGCUGAUGGCAUUUCAGAUGGAAAUGCAGGUACCAUACUAAGAGUUUCUCGAGCAUUACCACUGCGACCCUUUGCACACCUCUCAAACUCUCUUGGUUCUUUUGCCACCCCACCAGUUUUUGAGUGCGGUCUCUUUGGAUCACCCAGGCGAUGUGGCGGGCAAGGGGAUGUGCUCUCAGGAAGCAUCGCAGUGUUUUUCGUCUGGGCUCGCAAGUGGCAGCAGCGGCUACAGGAAGAACAGCAGCAGGGUGGUGGUUCCUCCGACGCUGAAAUGCAGCAGCUGGUGGCAGAGCAGCUGUCUGACAAUCCAGCAGUCAUGGCAGCGUUUGCCGGGUCGCUGGUGGUGAGGAGAGCAGCAGCAGAUGCCUUUGCCAAGCACAAGCGCAGCAUGACCACGACCAACAUCAUUGAAUGCCUUGGCGAUUGGUAA